AUGUAUUCGCGUGAAUACAACGUCGCCUUUCCGCCGAUCAACAUGCCACUCAUGCUAUUUCAAUUCAUUCGCCAGUUAGCUUUGCCUUUGGAAAUCUACCGUAUUGUCAGAAGACUACAACAAAUUAUCAAAUUCCGCCUCAGGUUUUCAUCGAAGAAAAAGUGGACACUCAAAGCAGAGAAUUACCCCGAGGCCCAGCUAGUAGGUCUCAUAGUCGUUGCUACGAAAUUAAUAUUCCCAUUCAGCAUCGCGAAAGGCUUCCCAUCUGUACCUACAGAACCAGCUGCACAGCUCAUUGACUGGAACUUGUGGAGAGCAGCGCAGAAGCAAUUUGAAAGCUUGGAUAACCUACCAGGGCGGCUAUCGAAGGGACAAGAAAUCAAGGUCAAUGAAGGAAAUGUGUUCCAUAUGACGGAAGGUCAAUUGGAUGAUUAUUUGGACUGGUAUCAAGAUAUGUGGCUUGAUCAGAAGAAAGCAUGUCAUCCACUUGCGGACAUGUUUCCGCUACCGCCUACAAAAUCAGAUAGUCGUCCGGAGCUCAAGACCGGUGUUGAGAUUCAAGAAGCGAUUGACAAGAAAGUCCGUGAGAUGACUGCCAGCAUCAGCCUAGCUAAAAUCAUUCCUCACGAUCAGGCCGAACGAGAAAAGAAAACUGACGGUGAAGGAAACUCGGAUGAGGAUAAGGAUAAAAUCCCUCGUCCUGGUUAUUCUUAUCGAAUUUACAAAACCGAAUUGGACUUGCCAAAAACAGCUCGCAAGUUCUAUGAAACAGCAGCAGAUCUGGCAGGGUUGUCACUGAAGACGCUUGUCGCUACAGUGAACCGCAUAGAGUCCAAACUGGAGAACUUCCAUUUCGUCAAGACCCUCACGGGCAAGACCAUCACCCUCGAGGUCGAGUCCUCCGACACCAUCGACAAUGUCAAGUCGAAGAUCCAGGACAAGGAGGGUAUCCCCCCCGACCAGCAGCGUCUGAUCUUUGCCGGAAAGCAGCUUGAAGAUGGCCGCACUCUCUCCGACUACAACAUCCAGAAGGAGUCCACUCUUCACCUUGUCCUCCGUCUCCGUGGUGGUAUCAUUGAGCCUUCCUUGAAGGCCCUUGCCUCCAAGUACAACUGCGAGAAGUCCAUCUGCCGCAAGUGCUACGCCCGCCUACCCCCCCGUGCCACCAACUGCCGCAAGCGCAAGUGCGGACACACCAACCAGCUCCGCCCCAAGAAGAAGCUCAAAUAA
This is a messenger RNA of Talaromyces amestolkiae, 1230 nucleotides long. RefSeq lists its product as uncharacterized. The coding region runs from base 1 to 1230 and encodes 409 amino acids. The record is from RefSeq and is a predicted model, not a curated record. The transcript has 6 exons. Gene Ontology annotation, molecular function: ubiquitin protein ligase binding; protein tag activity; structural constituent of ribosome. Gene Ontology annotation, cellular component: ribosome; nucleus; cytoplasm. Gene Ontology annotation, biological process: translation; modification-dependent protein catabolic process; protein ubiquitination. Lineage: Eukaryota; Fungi; Ascomycota; Eurotiomycetes; Eurotiales; Trichocomaceae.